This is a messenger RNA of Trematomus bernacchii (emerald rockcod), 1509 nucleotides long. RefSeq names its product huluwa (gene hwa). The transcript is spliced from 3 exons. NCBI's taxonomy places the organism in Eukaryota, Metazoa, Chordata, Actinopteri, Perciformes, Nototheniidae. The record is from RefSeq and is a predicted model, not a curated record. The coding region runs from base 175 to 1152 and encodes 325 amino acids.
CGAGUUGCAUAGUGUCAGCUUUACGAGUGAACUAAAAUGAAGACAAGCAGGGUGAAAGACCACAGCCCCAUUUGGAGACUGUAUGCGUGUGAGAAGCAGCUUUGCAAGAUGUUAUCAGAUCCACAACACUUUGAACACACAGUAAUCCACAUUGAUUGACACACCUGUGCUCAGAUGCGACGUGACACAUCAAUUGAGAUCAGCAAUGUUAGCAUGUCUCAGAUAAUCCAGAGCCCCUCACCAAAUCUGGAGCCAGGUUUCUCCGUGACUAACCUGACCCUGGUGGUCCUCCUGCUGAUCCCCUGCGUGGUGGUUCUGCUGCUGCUCAACUGCCUGUUUCUGGGCUACAAGUUCCUGAUCCUGUCCCAGAAGAAGGGGGACGGGGAGGAGAUGCUGCUGGAGUCGUGCUCCCUGCAGGGACCCAGGAGGCUCUCUGGGGGGGUUUUCCCCGCUCUCCAGGACGUUAGGAGAGCCUAUUUGUCUUUAUCCGAGCCCAUACCCCACCCGGUCACCUCAUCCCGGGUUUCGUCCAGGGAGAGGGUCGGUGGUGGGGUGGAGAUCCGGCUCCUGAGGCCAGAUGGGGCCACAGGGUCUCUGAGGGCACCGAGCUCCAUCCGGGGCCCCUCCUCUGCGGCGGAGUUCAGCCCGAGAAUGCACCUCCACCCCCGGUCACAAAGCACCGCGACUCAGCGGUGGUGUAAAAGCGCUCCGGUGUUACCGCAGUCCAGCGAGUCUGAGUCUGAGGCCGAGACCAGAGUGAACCUGGUGCCGCCGAACUCUCCCACGCAGGAGGUCCAACAUGAGGGUCACCUGCGUCGCAGCAGCACUCACCAGAUGCUGAGGGACCUGAGUCCAGGUGUAGCCGUGCUGGUGUUUGAUAAGGUGGAGAUGGAGUGUGAGUUCAGUAACACUCCGUCAGAGGAGUCGGGUCUGAACUCAUCUGCAGUCGGACCGGGACUGGACAGCGACUUCGGAGCCAGUGCAGGAGUGUCCUUGAGGAUCCUCUCUGCUGACAGCGACGGCCUCUCUAACGGCAUCCUGUCCUCAGCUCUGGAGUGGGAUUACUACGACCCGUGCUACGUGAAACAGAACAACGUGCACAAACACAAGCACCACCGCCCCGCCGUGCACACCAAACAGUACUGGGUGUAACUCCUUUUAAUGUUAUUUAUUUCUUUAUUUAUUGUAUUAUUUAAUUAACCUAUACAUGUUUUAGUCUUAAGUUUGUGUCACUAAGGAUUUAAUCAGCACAAUGUGUAAAUAAGAAAGCACUCUGACACUGAGUUUGUUCAAAUUAUGAAAUAUUAACCAUGCACUUCUUCACUCGUGUUAUUAUGAAAUGUUUAAUAUGCACUUAUUCACUUGUGUUAUUCUAAAUUAGGUCUCUUCUUUGUUGUUAAAAGGGCUGUUCAUUUAGUUCUGGAUUCCAUUCACAUAAGGAUUUAUAUUCACUGUUAUGAUUUACAUGUUUUGUGUCACUCUGAGUAAUAAAGACUAAUUUAGAAUUAA